AUGUCGAGGCCCAUUCAAAUUACCACGCCCCUGCGAGAGUUUAAAAGCCAUGAAGAAGCCGUAAGGGCAGUCGCAGUUUUCCCCGAUCAACGACGGAUGGUUACAGCCUCGGAGGACAUGACACUUCAUCUAUGGGACUUGAAGACAGGUGUUGUGUUGAAGAAGAGGUGGCAUCACAAUGGGGUGGGGAGAUUGGCGGUAUCACGAGAUGGGCAAUUGAUAGCAAGCGGUGAUGAGGGAGGAGAGGUCAUGGUCUGGCACGGAGAAACUAGCGAAUUGCUCACUCAACCCAUCAACGCUCACUCCGAAUCUAUCUUCUCACUGGAUUUUAUUCCGGAUGGCACAGUGCUGGCCACUGGUUCAUGGGACGGAAUGACGAAGCUGUGGGACACCGAAACCUGGCAGCAGCAAGGAGAUCCAAUUAGGUGCGAUAACGCUGUCAACUGCAUACGAUAUUCACCGUCUGGUCAACUUCUUGCCAUUGCAACCAGAAACAAUGUCGAGAUUUAUAAUCCUAGCUCGAGAGAAUGUGUCGCAUCCUUCAAGGCUCAUACAUCAUGGAACUCAUCACUCGCGUGGACGCCAGAUGGCACACGCCUUCUCACAAGCGGCGGCAAUGCUGAUCCUACCGUACGUGAGUGGGAUGCAUUGUCCUGGCAGCAGGUCGGUAUUCCUUGGACCGGUCACACUAGCUAUAUCCAUGCCAUUGCUGUUAAUCCUGCUGGCACACUUGUCGCAUCCGCAUCCGAUGACAAUUAUGUCCGUCUUUGGCGGCUCUCAGAUCGACGAACGAUUGCUACCUUCAACCAUAAAUCCCCGGCAGCAUGCGUCACUUUCUCCAUAGAUGGCAAGCAUAUCCUCAGCGGAGGUUGUGACAACAUGAUCUCAGAGUGGAUCCUAACCAUCAUGACAGCUCGCAUUGCAUGCUUAGAUGGGGAUUUGUCUACCGCCGAAAAACUUCUCACGCAAGAUAUCAACACCGAUGCUUACAACCACACUUCCUACGCCCAUCGCUCAUUCGUUUUGUCCCGACAACACGACUGUGACCACGCCCUUCAGGAUGCAAUCAGGUCCAUCAGCAUCCAGCCCUCGUUGAUAGGUUAUAUCUCCAAGGGCAUCGCCCUCUGCGGAACAGGUCACAUCCAGGGUGCGAGAGCAGCAUUUGAUAUUGCAUCCACGUACACGCACCAAGAUUCAGAAACCAUUCAUUUCCUGCUCUUGAUCAAGGCCAUCGCCCUCUUCAGUGCGGAUCAACAUGAGGAAGCAAACCUGCUCCUCAAAGAACUCACUACCGGUUGUCCGAAUACCGAUACUCGCGCAUGUCUUGUAGUGCAAGCAUAUCUACGCGUUCAACUCGGAACCAAAGCCUUGAAUGACACACGUUACAAUGAAGCCGCCGACCAUUUCACUGCCGCUAUCAACUUCGAUGCUUUCUCAUCAAAAUCAGACAUUCAUGAAAUAUACGAGGACUUGGUCGUGCUCUUCGGCUGGAAUCUCAAAUCCUUGUGGCUCACUGCACACCAGAAAUGUUGUCAUGCACUCCUCCGGGCAGGUAAACUUCAAGAUGCUGUGAAAUCAUACCAACACAUGAUGUUUUCGAGUGACAAAUAUACAAAGGCUGACUGCCUUGACUGGUCCAACGGCAAGUCUGGUGUCCUAAUGUCGCGCAGGCUACAUUUCUCACCCGCACUUCACUCAGCUUUCACGGAAGAAUGUGGCACGUUGUGUUCUACCAACGGAGAUGCCGCCCUCGCUGCGAGCAAGUACGACAAGGCUAUUGACCUAUAUUCGGCAGCGAUCGACCUAGAUUCUGCAUCCGAUGUCAUCUUUGCAAAGCGUAGCAAAGCAAAGUUAAGUAGAAUGCUAUGGGAGGAUGCGCUUCUCGACGCGCUAAAGGUCAUAGAACUCAAUUCUUCGUCUCCUAUUGGAUACCAGUUGACACAUGCAGCGCUGCAUGGCGCACAACGUUAUGACGAAGCCAUCGAAGCUUUCAAAAUCAUGUUGUCCAAGUUGGACAAUUCUUCCGAAGCAGAGAUACGAGAUCUGCGUCAGCAGUAUGUCUGUCCGUCUGAGGUAGAAGAAGCCAUUCAAAGAGCUAUUUGGAUUGAACUCGAAUACACCCCACUACGUCUACUUAAUACCUCCACGGGUCUUUUGUGCGAUCGAGCGGCACAAAUAAAUGCCUUCAAAACGAGUCCAGAGUACAAGGGAUUCCUUUCAUCCACAACGAAGCAUUCAGACCUCAGAACGGAAUGCAUCAAAGACGUAGUCGCGACGUACUUCCGCUGCAUCCUGCUAUCACACAGGUGGGACGAGACGGAAGCGCUGCUGCACGACAUCCAGGAUAAAGAUGUUCGCGAGUUGAAUGGACUUGGCGGCAUCGUGAAGUUGCAGUCUUUUUGCAAAGUCGCUCGUGAUGCUGGGUAUUACUGGGCAUGGAUGGACACGUGCUGCAUCGACAAGAAGAGCAAUACCGAGCUCCAAGAAUCGAUCAACUCCAUGUUCAUUUGGUACCACCACUCAGCGCUCACCAUCGUGUACCUUUCGGACGUCCCGCCUUCAUCCAAGUCUGGCGCUCUGGCGAAGAGUGAGUGGAAUAGACGAGGAUGGACCUUUCAAGAAUUCCUCGCUUCCAAAGUCAUUCUCUUCUAUCAGAAGGAUUGGUCUUUAUAUCUCAACGAUCGCUCCUCAAACCACAAAGAGUCUCCUGCAAUCAUGAAGGAGUUGACGGAUGCGACGGGCAUAGAUGCACGGGCCCUGACCUACUUCUGUCCAGGGAUGAGCGACGCCCGACAGAGACUUCAAUGGGCGUCAAUGCGUGUUACAACGCGUCAGGAAGACAUCGCCUACUCAUUGUUCGGCAUCUUCAAAGUUCGUCUGCCUGUAGAUUAUGGUGAAAAUAAGGAAUUCGCGCUCGGGCGUCUCCUGCAGGACAUUGUGGCACAGUCAGGCGACAUUACUGCCCUCAAUUGGGUCGGACAAUCAUCCGAAUUCAAUAGCUGUCUUCCAGCCGAUAUUAGCUCUUAUAACACUCCUCCACACACCCUUCCAUCAUUAUCCGAAGAUCAGAUUCAGACAGCUAUCUCUUCGCUGCGAAAAAAUCCCGUGGUUGAAGGUUUAGCCUCGACACUUUACGACCGGCUCGAUGACACGAGUGCUGCUCGUUUCGCUAACCGCAGGCUGCAUUUGCCAUGUAUUACCUUCCGUGUCACAGACAUCAGUCUGAGCUACGGUCUAUCCCAGGAGACUCGAUAUGAAGUCAAGGCAGAUGGACUUCAUGACCUGCUGAUCACCACCCAAGAGCCUAUUGUUCAGUUCUCGCGUACAAGGCCCACUCAGCAAACCUUCGUGCUUGUCCGUCCCUGGGAUCGGUAUCAUCUCCUUGAGCUACCUGACGUUGCAAACGUGCCCGAAGUUGGAGAUGAUACGGAGAGUGAGGAAGAUUAUUGGACGCCGCCUUCUUCUCCGUCAGACGAAUCACCUAGCCGUUCUCUGGAGAUGGUUGAUUUGGCAUCACCAGAAUUGCGGUUGCUUGUUCGCCUUGGGCGGCCUUUUAGCGCAUUUUUGCUCGCGCGGCAGCGCGGCAGAGAAUACAAGAGGGUCGCGUCGGAUCGUGACAUCAUUGCACAGGUCAAAGAUGUGGCUUCUGUUCGAGACUUAAUGGACAUCAGGACGAUAGAAAUACUGUAGAUACAUAAUAUUUUCCCAAAAAGAUCAGGGAUCUGAACGAUUUUAUUAGCACCUCGAAUAUAUACUAACAAGCAUGCUGUAUUACUAGACUACCUCCCUCUCUCUCUUUCAAUGUAGACCAUGGAACUUAUCUGCACCACCUCUCCCUUCGAUACCCCUAGACAGAUACCCUAAAAACUUUAAACUUCAACUUCCCGUACUAUCCUUGAAUGGAGAAAUUUGAACUUGAA
Molecule: messenger RNA, 3920 nt
Organism: Suillus plorans
Lineage: Eukaryota; Fungi; Basidiomycota; Agaricomycetes; Boletales; Suillaceae
Exons: 8
Coding region: 1-3690 (1229 amino acids)
Molecular function (GO): protein binding
Source: RefSeq, a predicted model, not a curated record